CGCACACACACACACGUUCAGGCAGUGAGCAGCGCGCGCACCUCUCAGAGGGGUAGGAGGAACCAGAACUCUUCUCUCGUUUACUUAACAUCACUUCCACACCACCGGGAAAGCAAACACGCUCCUGCAGCCGUGGAGGAAGAGGAGUGAGUGUCUGUACAGAGCUGUAAGCUGUCUGCACCUGGAGCCUCGAGAUACAGAGAUCGCGCGUCUUCUUUUUCCACUACUUCUUCUCACGCGCUGACUUUACGACUGAUUUAACCGGGGAAGUUGUGAGAAUUCUGCGGGGUCUCCUCGGCAUGGAGGCACGACUGUUCUGACUGGUGGACGGAUUUUUUCUAGUAAUUUCUUCUUUUCGAAAAAUGGAGAGUUGACAGCUGGAGAGGAACCUGACUAACAGCAGUGUGACGGGAUAAAGAGGAUAAAGCUCUCUCCAAAGAGGCAGGGCUUUCUAUCAUCUAUUUAAAACUCUUCAUUACCCCUGCAGAUCAGCUGACAGAGGAGAAGUGUCAUGGCUGCGUAUGGACAGACUCAGUACAGCCCCACCCUGCAGCCAACAGGGCCAUACACACCGUAUACACACCACACGCAGAGCUACAGCGUGCCAUCCUACAACAUUAAAACAGAAGACGGCCUGAGUCACUCUCCGGGACAGACGGGACUACUGGGCUACACAAACUUCAGCAGCACUCCUCCCAGUCAGAGUCUCUACAGCUACUCACACACACACGGUGGUGGAAUUUCAUCUGGAAUUUUUCAGGGCACACAUGCAAUCUCUAGUUCAACCCCAUUCAACGCUACUCAACAGGAGUUUUCAGCGUACUCAAGUUACAGUCAGAGUCAGUACUCCCCGUACUAUAACACACAUCACUACAACAGCCCCUACCUAACCAGCAGCAACAUCAGCCCUGCUGCCAUCACAGCUCCAUUAGCCUAUCAGCAUGCAGAGCACCCCGUCAUGCUGCCCAAUCACAGCCCUGAGUCACACACAGGAGAGUACCACCCGCCACCCAGCCCCCCCACCCCAGGUAAAGAGGAGGGGGUCCCGACACGGAGGGGGUCAGAUGGGAAGUUAAGGGGUAGAAAACGAGUCAAUGACCCCGCUCCACCUCUGGACUCUGAUAUCGAGCGUGUGUUUAUCUGGGACCUGGAUGAAACCAUCAUCAUUUUCCACUCGCUCCUCACGGGAACUUUCUCCUCACGAUUUGGCAAGGACUCCUCAAAGGCUGUGUCUCUCGGUCUAUGGAUGGAGGAGAUGAUCUUCAACCUGGCCGACUCAAGACUCUUUUUUAACGACCUGGAGGAAUGUGACCAGGUUCAUAUUGAUGACGUGGCCUCGGACGACAACGGGCAGGACUUGAGCACUUACAACUUUGUCUCGGACGGCUUCCAGAGCCCAGCGGGGGCCGGCUCUCUGUGCCUGGGGUCAGGGGUCCACGGAGGGGUGGACUGGAUGAGGAAACUGGCUUUCAGAUACCGCAGAGUCAAGGAGAUCUACAACACCUACAAGAAUAAUGUUGGAGGUUUGUUGGGCAGCCCAAAGAGAGAGGAGUGGUUACAGCUGAGGAGAGAGAUGGAGGUCCUGACUGACCUGUGGCUGACUCAGGCGCUCAAAGCUCUGGCUCUCAUCAACUCCAGGCCGAACUGUGUGAAUGUGUUGGUAACCACCACUCAGCUCAUCCCAGCCCUCUCUAAGGUGUUACUGUACGGCCUUGGCUCUGCUUUCCCCAUAGAGAACAUCUACAGUGCCACCAAGACAGGAAAGGAGAGCUGUUUUGAGCGAGUGUCUCAGAGGUUUGGUCGGAGAGCGGUGUAUGUGGUGAUAGGAGAUGGAGCCGAGGAAGAGUCUGUGGCCAAAAAGAAGAACAUGCCGUUCUGGAGGGUUUCCUGUCGGGCUGAUCUAGAGGCUCUGAGUCAUGCACUGGAGCUGGACUACCUCUAGAGGGCGUCAGAUGUCACUCUUUGCUCUUCCAACCAAAGUCACGUGAAGCUUCUGAGUGCAGUUUGUCGGCAUGAGGAGAGACUGAUUUAGAGAUGGUGCGGCUCUUUGGAGGUUUAGUGAUCCCUGAUGCAGGCGGACAAUUUCACAGCACAGCCAAAGGAGCUGAGAGGAGUCCUGAGCGAUGCCGCAGAAUACCUAUGACUUAGAAUUUCUGUGUCACACAAAAAUGGAGUCAAAGGGACUAAAAUAAGAGACCAAAGUUAGCAAAAGGACCAAAGCUUCACAACUAACUCCAGGGAAUGAUGGUUGAUACUGCAAAUGUUUUUUUUAUAUAUAUUUCAUGCUUUUACCUUUUAGUUCAUCUCAACUUUUUAAGAAGUGUCCCACUUUUAUGCAGAAAAGUGAUGCACUGAACGAAAGAUAUCUAUUGAACAUAGUGAGCACUGUAUGGCUGCACGGAUGAAAGCUCAAAUAGAGGUUUGAUCGUUUGUUCUGUCUUGUUGGUUUUAUAUGUCGUGAGACUUAACCCUUUUUCCACUGAGAGGUAAAGACAAGAUUUAGAAUGAAACAGAUAAAGUAGAUUAAUGUCAGAUCAUUUUCUCCUCAUACAUAGAGGCUUUCAAAAACACUCUGAUGUACUUCCCUCUGAAAUUGUGAUCUAUUUAUUACUCGUUAUUUUUACAACACAAUGAACUAUAAACAGCAUCAAAAAUUAUUCAAAGACCCAAAACUAUAAUCUUGUAAAAAUGCUUUAAUGAGAGUUUGAAUCCUUUCUUUUGAUUCCUGGUUGUACAUGUCAUUUUUUAACCUCUCUUUCUGUCCUCCUUUCAUUUCCUGAUAAUCUGUUUGUAAUAUAGAUGAACUGGUCGUGCAUGUGCCGAUCACUCUGCCUGUCAGCUUAGCUAUGAUUUGUAUAUAAUGCUUUAUUGUCCAUUCCUUUUGACAGACAGUUAAGAUAGACUAAUAAAGAUAAAUUAAUUGCA
Messenger RNA from Notolabrus celidotus (New Zealand spotty), 2925 nucleotides. RefSeq names its product EYA transcriptional coactivator and phosphatase 2 (gene eya2). Gene Ontology annotation, molecular function: protein tyrosine phosphatase activity. The coding region runs from base 512 to 1942 and encodes 476 amino acids. Gene Ontology annotation, cellular component: nucleus. Gene Ontology annotation, biological process: positive regulation of DNA repair; cell differentiation; multicellular organism development. The transcript has 16 exons. Lineage: Eukaryota; Metazoa; Chordata; Actinopteri; Labriformes; Labridae. The record is from RefSeq and is a predicted model, not a curated record.